GCAACUUACACAAUGCUGUGGCUGGGCCUCCUUUCCCUGCCGGCCGUCUCGGCACAGGGCUUCAGCACCACCAUGCUGCGGUUCGGCUGCUCCCAGAUCACCAUCGACCGCAUCGACCCUCUCGUCGAACCCGGCAACAUCCCAUCGGCACACGUGCACCAGAUUGUCGGCGGCAACGCCUUCAACGCCUCGAUGCCCGUGACCGACAUCUCCAAGCUGGCCACGUGCACGUCCUGCACCUUCGACCAGGACCUGUCCAACUACUGGACCGCCAACGUCUACUUCCGCGCCCGCAACGGCACCUUCAAGCGCGUGCCGCAGAUGGUCAACGACCAGAUCGGCGCCGCCAACGGCGGCAUCACCGUGUACUACACGGCUCCUGGGCCGAACACCGUCACUGCAUUCAAGCCGGGCUUCCGCAUGUUCUCUGGCGACGUCAACCGCCGGCAGUCCAGCGGGUUGGGCAGCAGGAUCCAGAGCUGCUUCCGCUGCUACACGGGGCCCAACUUCGGCGGGAACGUCUACUCGCCGUGCAUGGACCCGCAACGGGAUACUGAGAGCUUCCCGAAGCAGCCGUGCCCGGGCGGCAUCCGGUCUAGCGUCAUCUUCCCGAUCUGCUGGGACGGCAAGAACCUAGACUCGCCCAACCAUAUCGACCACGUCGCGCAUCCGGUCGAUGGCCCCGCCACGUUCGCCGUGGUAAACGGGAAGUGCCCGUCGAGCCACCCUGUUAAGAUCCCGCAGGUCCAUUAUGAGAUCGUCUGGGACACCACCAAGUUCAACAACAAAGCCGAAUGGCCCGCGGAUGGGUCGCAACCGUUCGUGCUGUCAACCGGAGACCCCACCGGCUACGGCCAACACGGCGACUACGUCUUCGGCUGGAAGGACGACUCGCUGCAGCACGCCAUGGACAACCGCUGCUUCGGCCCGACCUGCAACGGCCUGACCACGCAGAACUUUGACCGCGCCAACAAGUGCACCGUCAAGCCUGUUGUGAGGGAGGAUAAUGAUGGCUGGCUCUCGGAGUUGCCUGGUGGGCACAUGAUUCACUGAUUACAC
Molecule: messenger RNA, 1059 nt
Organism: Chaetomium strumarium
Lineage: Eukaryota; Fungi; Ascomycota; Sordariomycetes; Sordariales; Chaetomiaceae
Exons: 8
Coding region: 13-1053 (346 amino acids)
Source: RefSeq, a predicted model, not a curated record